This is a messenger RNA of Protobothrops mucrosquamatus (brown spotted pit viper), 618 nucleotides long. Its product is annotated as R-spondin-4-like. The annotation marks the transcript as partial. The transcript has 5 exons. The record is from RefSeq and is a predicted model, not a curated record. NCBI's taxonomy places the organism in Eukaryota, Metazoa, Chordata, Lepidosauria, Squamata, Viperidae.
CGGCAGAGACGGAUGAAUGCCGCCAUGUUUGAGAACUGCACCGGUUGUGUGAUGUGCUCCGAAGACAACGGCUGCGUCUCCUGCCAGCAGCGUCUCUUCCUGCUCAUCUGGAGGGACGGGAUCCGACAGUACGGGGCCUGCGUCCACGCCUGCCCGCUGGGCUACUUUGGGGUGCGAGGCCAGGAAGUCAACCGAUGCAUCAAAUGCCGGUCGCCCAGCUGUGAGAGCUGUUUCAGCAAAGACUUUUGCAUGAAAUGUCAAGAGAGCUUCUACCUGCACAAAGGGAAGUGCUUAAACACCUGUCCUCCUGACACCAUGGCCUGGCACAGCACCCGGGAAUGCCAAGAAAACUGCGAGGCAGCCCCCUGGGGCAGCUGGAGCCCCUGCACCAAACAAGGGCGGAUGUGCGGGUACAAGUGGGGUUCGGAGAUCCGAGUCCGGGAGACUCUCCAGAGCGGCAAGGAGAACGUGGCCCUGUGUCCGGCACUGUCCGAGUCCCGGAAGUGUCGGAUGAAGAGACACUGUCCUGGAGAGAGGAAUGAAAACAAGAGGAGAAGCAAGGAGGAACGGAAGCCGAGGAAGAAGAAGAAGAAAAUAGAUGCCUUCAAGGUCGCCUAA